ACAUUCGCAUUUUCGGGCCCCUCGUCCCGUCACACGCACCCGCCUGUUGUGACUGCGCGUAGCAGCACCAGUCACGUCUAGAUAGAGGCACUGGCUUACACACACGACCGCCACCAUGUCGUCUUCUUCGCAGGUCACCGAGUCGUGGAUCGCGUCCUUUUGCGGGCUGCUGGGUCACGAAUACUUUGCAGAGGUCUCUGAAGACUUCAUUGAGGAUGACUUCAAUCUGACAGGCCUCCAAUCGCAAGUGCCCAUGUACAAGGAGGCACUGGAGAUGAUUUUAGAUGUCGAGCCUGAGGACGACGAGGAUGAGGACGAAGAGGAAGAAGAAGAGGACGAGGAAGACGAGGUACUGGGCGACGAGAGGCCUCCAGGUUACAGGCGUGCAGGCGACCGAAGGCAUCUCCGAAUAGCAUCUGACCUCAGCGUCAUAGAAAGCUCUGCGGAGCUACUCUACGGACUCAUACAUCAACGCUACAUCACGUCGCGACCGGGCAUACAACAGAUGGCCGAGAAGUACGAGCUUCAGCACUUUGGCACAUGCCCACGCGUAAAUUGCAACUCCUGCAAGGUACUGCCCGUCGGCCUCAAUGACAGCCCCGGACACGAGACGGUUAAGUUGUACUGCCCCUCCUGCUUGGACGUAUACACCCCACCCAACUCGCGCUUCCAGACUGUCGAUGGCGCCUUCUUCGGCACUACCUUUCCCUCACUCUUCUUUAUGACUUUUACCGACCUCGACAUUGGAGGCGGGCUUCGCAACAACACGUCCAAUACUAUUGAUGCUCUACAGCAAUUACAAUCGCAGAACGUAGACGGCAAGUCACGAAACACGACGCCUUCCAACGUUACUUCGAUAAAUGGCGUCGCGCCGCACAAUCUCGCACCCGGCCUUGGCACGGGCAGCAUAUACGAGCCACGAAUCUACGGCUUUCGAGUCAGUGAGCGCGCACGCUCAGGACCUAGGAUGAAGUGGUUACGGAUGCGACCUGCAGAUGUGACAGAGCUCGAUGAGACGAGGAGGUACUGGGAGGAACAUGACGAAGAUGCCGACAGGCCUGACGACGACGAUCUCAACAUGGUUGACGUAGCAGAGGGAGGCAAGGGCACAUCGGCAGACCGGAGAAAGAAGGCCAUUCGAACACGAAGACGGCCGACGAAUGGCUCAAAUGCUGCUGCUGCUGGAGGCAGUCCCAUGGAUACAAAUAGUGUUGCAGCGGCGGCGGGUUAGAACCUUCUUUUUGUCAAGCGAGAAGCGCUUUUUUUGUGCACCGCCCAAACUUUUUGGUCUUCUAUGAGACAAGGGCAGAAAAAGACCCCCUCAAAGCCCUUUUCGAUUGUAGUGUGAGUGUGGAUGGGAUGGGAUGCAUGUCAGUUAUGGAGUUGGGGCUUAGCCCAGGUUAAAGGGCAAUCCUCAUUUGAUCUUGUUUCUUCUUUUCGCUUCCCUCUCCUUUUAUUUUUAUUUUUGCGGUUAUGAUGACAUGAGGGGAGGGGUUUGGGGAUGCACAUGUGCGCGUAAACGAAGAACAAAGUUAAUUUUUUUGCGUCACUGGUGCUUUUUUUGGAUGGCUGGAUUCUGGGGAUUGAAAGCAUGAGGGUGGGGAUGAAGAAGAAGACGAAAGAC
Molecule: messenger RNA, 1624 nt
Organism: Bipolaris sorokiniana ND90Pr
Lineage: Eukaryota; Fungi; Ascomycota; Dothideomycetes; Pleosporales; Pleosporaceae
Exons: 2
Coding region: 116-1231 (371 amino acids)
Cellular component (GO): cytoplasm; protein kinase CK2 complex
Molecular function (GO): protein kinase regulator activity
Source: RefSeq, a predicted model, not a curated record